CGAAAUAUAACUUUUAUCGCCCGUUUUCGGAUCACCAGGCUACAUUUGGCCAACAAUUUGGAAGGACUUCGGUGAAAUAAAAUUUAUCUUUCGGUUCUUUUCUUUUUACUGGAAGAAAUGCCUUUUACGUGCAUUUUUUUUCAAAUUUAAACGUGUGCAGGGUGCCUGGUCUCGUAGGAUCCGACCGCAGGCUUAGUAUCUUAAAAAAAUUACUUAAAAGUUCAAAAUUCGUUGAAAAUCAUAUCGAAAUAAACCCGAAGCUCUCUAGGGACCCUUAUGACUAAUAUUAUGUGAAUUAAAUCUGUGUUCUAUGUAUAAAGCCUGACUUAUUUGAAUCUGAGAUGAGUAAGUAAUUUCAACAUUAAAUCCAUUGCCUGAGCUAUAUUGAAAUCUUUCUUAUCGUAUGCAUUCUAUAUGUGUAUGUAUGAAAUAUCUCUUUAAAUCUGCAAUAUUUGGAAAGCCUAGAGCUUAGACGUGCUGCACGAAAGCUACUCACUCAGAGCUUAUCAAGGUUGUGGAAUCCUCAAAGGUUUGAUAACUUCUAAUAACUUAAAGAAAAAGAAAAAAAAUUAUGUUUUUGCACACUCGCUGUUUCCACAUAUUACUCUUCUUUUCCUACAAAUAGUGAGUUUAUUGCUAUUUUAGGUGCAUCAUUAAUUUUAAUUAGACUAGUCGAUAUUUAAAGGAAAACAUUUUCUGAUAUAAAAUGUGAAACCACAAGUUACUAUAACUAUGUCAUGUCGGUAGAGUAUAUAGUCUCCAAAAAUUGAGAGUUAAAGAAACGUUGCGUCGAAAACGUGAAUACAUUACUUUAGAACACUUUAAUCCUAAGAUGUCUUGAAGUAACCAACGGCUUAGUUGAUUUCACUAAAACUUUGGUUGAUCAACCAAACCAUUAUUGAUAAAAUGACAGAGAAAAAGUAGGUGACCUAAAGGAACCAGAAUUACCAACAUUUUUGGUACAGCCCAAGAUCGAAAACAAACGAACAAAGUGAUCCCUUGCGUAGGAAUAUAAAUAUCUGAAUCAUUUCUGUUGCAGGAUUAACAUCAUCAAUACUAUAAGCUUUUUAACCACUUGCAUUUUCAUUUUGUGUGAAAGUUCGUUCUGUCACUCUACGAGGCCGAUUACCAUUAUAUUUGCGGCUGUCAUCACAUGAUGUUCCCAAUGUGAAUUCGCUCUGUCCAGAUUUGGAAACUUAACUUAGGGGCAGGGUGGCAUGAAACGCAAGAAAGAAAUGAAAGAUUGGACAUUUCAGUAAAAUGUUUCAUGAAAUGUAACGCGGCUGUGAAAUAUUUCAUAUUUUUCAAGAGCUAGAGUAUACAACCCGCACAAAAACACACACAGAAAUAGAAGAAAGUCACAAUUUUUAUAUUUUGAAAAACAUGAAAAGGAACCGGUAUUUUUCAAUAUUAUCUUUUAUUCAUCUUCAUAAAUUUCCGAAAUUUCAUUAAAUAUUUCACUUGAAAUUUCAAGAUUUUAUAUUUCAUGAAACUUUGCCACCCCGCUCAGGGUACCCGAAUUGCAAACCUAAAGGGUUCAAAGUACCUCUGGGAGUUGGGAUGCGUAGCAACCAGGGAGCGUACCCUCUACUUUUCCAUAGUAAACCUCGAUAGAAAUAAGUCUCGAUGCAUGAUUCCAUGCAACCAUGAAACCGCAUCACUAAUGCCAACGUUCUUUUUGCAGCCGGCAAAUUCCGUUUCAUUUUACGAGAAAAAGAAUUUCGGCGGGAAGAGAUGCAACAUACAGGUGAAGGGCUGCCAACCUAUGUGUCAGGAAUUGGACAACAUGGCUUCGUUCACAGAAGGGAACGCGGUCUUUCUAAAAAAAUUGAUUCACACGUGGAUGAAACUGAGAAUUGCCGGUCAAGCCUUCCUUUUUCUCUGGAGACAAACAACCAAUCCAACAGGAUAUUCAAGGCCUGAAAUGUCUCUCCUGCGCGAAAGGUGUACAAUAAUACCAGCAGUCUUCUUCAUUUUUGCCAUGGCAAUCUCACCCGUCUCCUUACAAACUGUAACGCUCUUCAAAGACAAGAACUUUAAACAUCAUCACUGUGACGUCCAGGUCCAAGGGUGCAAACCGGUUUGUGAUGAAUUGAAAAGCCAGGCUUCAUCUCUGCGAGGAAAUGUCGACUGCGCUCACUUUUACCGACGUGAAGGAUGCGCAAACUACAUGGGUACUUGGAACUUGAGCAUGGGACCACUCAAGAACUUUAAGCAUACAGACGCUCAAGACUCAAUCGUCUCUGUCGGGGAUUGUAAACAACCAAUUGGACAGGAGAAUUCCGUCACAUUUUACGAGCAUAAGGACUAUCGCGGGAGGAGUUGCACUAUUCAGGUGAAGGGCUGCCAACCUAUGUGUCAGGAGCUGGUCAAGCGAGCUUCUUCAGCGGAAGGAAACGCCGCUUGCCUCCGGGCGUACAGGGAUACCAACUGUCAGGACUACGCAGGCGAUCUACAUAAUUUGAAGCAGGGCGGCUUCUGGAACUUCAAGGAGACAAGCCUCCAGAAUUACCAGGAUUCUAUUUCCUCCAUCAGUGACUGUUCGAACAGCACCAUCACAUUCUACGAAUUAUAUUAUCGACAUGGAAAGAAUUGCACCAUACGUUUAAACGGCUGCCAACCGAUGUGCCCUGAACUACAUAAUACAGUCAAGUCCGUGUCAGGACUAGUCACUUGCGUCCACAUGUACAAAGGGCCAAACUGUACGGAUUUCAUAGGAACCGUGAAUUCAGCCUAUUUCCGAUUUCAUAAAACAACUUACACCGUAGCUUCCGUCGAGGACUGUGGAGUCAGAGACUCUGAUAAAUCAUUAACUAGACCCUUGAAUCUUCGGCGACCGCUCAACGAUCAUCCGUAGAAACCAUUUCAAAAGAUUAUUUGUCCUCCGAAAUAAGUCCGGUCAUAGUUUAAAGCCGUAAUGCUCUUGCCCUGAACCGUAACAGUUGGGCUCUUCCAACAUUCCUCAUAAACUCUUGUUUACGAAAGUGAGUUUUGAUAAAAACGACAAAUUUGUAAAUGCACUGAAAAAAAAAUUCUCGGCGUUUUUACCAA
This is a messenger RNA of Bemisia tabaci, 3051 nucleotides long. NCBI's taxonomy places the organism in Eukaryota, Metazoa, Arthropoda, Insecta, Hemiptera, Aleyrodidae. The record is from RefSeq and is a predicted model, not a curated record.